Panicum virgatum (switchgrass) is the source of this 2611-nucleotide messenger RNA. RefSeq lists its product as uncharacterized. The record is from RefSeq and is a predicted model, not a curated record. The transcript has 5 exons. Gene Ontology annotation, molecular function: DNA binding; protein dimerization activity. NCBI's taxonomy places the organism in Eukaryota, Viridiplantae, Streptophyta, Magnoliopsida, Poales, Poaceae. The coding region runs from base 161 to 2134 and encodes 657 amino acids.
UGACCUUGCGUCCUUGCGAAGUUCCACCUGCAGGCGCUGCUCCUCCAAGCCUGGGAAGCUCCGCCGGCCGCACUGCUCCUCGAACCUCCUCCCCGCUGCACUGCUCCAGCCUCCAAGUCUGCAAGGUCCUCACCGCCGACGGCCUCAUCCUGCUCCAAGGAUGUCGACAUCAGAGAAUGCACAAGUUGAUGGAGCCAGCACUGAGGCAGUGAAUCUCCUGAAAAGGAACUCAGAUGAUGUUGGAUGGGAGUAUGGUGUUCUUGUUGAUGCUAACAAUAAGGACAAGGUCAGGUGCAACCUUUGUAGUAAGGAGAUGAGGGGAGGGAUUUAUAGGCUGAAGCAGCAUUUGGCUCAUGAAGGAAAGAAUGUGACUAAAUGUCCAGCUAGAACACAGCAGGCUUCGGAGGCUAAAGCAAAGUGCAAGAAAGCACUAGAAGAUGCAAAAAGGAAGAGGGAGGAGAAGACUGUCCGUGAGCUAGAACUUAGAGCGGAAGUGGAUGUGUCUAGGGUUGGAGAGUCAGAGGAAGUCACUUGUGUUGGUAGUUCACAGCCUCACAAAUUAGGACCUAUUGACAAAUGGACACGUGCUAUUGAUCCUACAGCUACCAAGACUGAGUCUUUAAAGCAACAGCAGCUGAACAAAGAACUUUGGAAAGAAAGAUCAAAUGAGGUGCACAAGUAUAUUGCAAGAUGGGUCUAUAAUCAUGCAAUACCUUUCAAUGCAUGUGACAAUGAUGACUUCAAGCAAAUGUGUGAAGCAAUUGGACAGUUUGGACCUGGAUUUCAGCCUCCAAGUGAUGAUUUACUGCGAGAGAAAUUGCUGGAACAAGAAUAUGCAAGAACCAAGAGUUUGAUGCAGGAACGUCAAGCUGAGAAGUUGAAAAAUGGGUGCUCUGUUAUGACCGAUGCUUGGUCAGAUAGGAAGAGGAGAAGUAUAAUGAAUCUGUGCACUAAUUGUGCUGAAGGAACUGAAUUCAUCAGCUCAAAAGAGAUGUCAGAUGUGUCACACACAAGUGAAGUCAUCUUUGAACUAGUGGACAAAGCAAUUGAAGACUUGGGUCCAGAAAACGUGGUGCAAGUAGUGACCGACAAUGCCUCCAACAACAUGGGAGCAAAGAAGCUAUUGCUUGAGAAGAGACCACAGAUAUUUUGGACAUCUUGUGCAGCUCACACAAUCAACUUGAUGCUCCAAGGAAUUGGCAACUUGCCUCGGUUCAAGAAAGUGAUUGACCAAGCAAAGGCAUUUACUAUAUUUGUCUAUGGCCACACAAGAACAUUGGACUGCUUGAGAUACUUCACGGAGGGGAAAGAGGUAGUGAGGGCAGGAGUGACUAGGUUUGCUUCAAACUUUCUCACUUUGAACAGCAUGCUAGAGAAGAAGGACCAGCUAAGAAAGAUGGUGGUUCAUACUAGGUGGGACUCAUUGAAGGAUGUGAAAUCAAAGAAAGGAAAAGAUGCCACAGCAACUAUAUUGAGUCCAACCUUUUGGAAGGAAGUGAAGCUAAUAUUGGCUGUUUUUGAGCCAUUGUUUAAAGUCCUCCGUUUGGCUGAUGGGGAUGUGAAGCCAUCCAUGGGUUUCAUUUAUGGAGAACUACUAAAGGCAAAGAGAGAGAUCAAAGAGGUCUUUGGCAAUAAUGAGACUCGAUUCAAGGAUGUACUAGCUGUUAUUGAGAAGAAGAUGAAGGGAAGACUUGAUUCUCCAUUGCAUUUGACAGCUUAUUUGCUCAAUCCACACUAUAGCUUUACUAACCCAUUAAUUUUUGAUGAGCCCAAAAUGAAUGAAGCAUUUAUAGCUUGUGUUGAGCAAUUUUAUUAUCAUGACGAGGACAAGCAAGAUCAAGCUGCCAACAUUGAAUUGAAACAGUUUCAAAAUAGAGAAGGAGCAUUUAGCAAGAAGCUAGCAAGGACUUUUCAAAACUUUGAUUACAAUCCAGCCUCAUGGUGGAGGUUGUAUGGAAGCCACACACCAGCUUUACAGAAGAUGGCUACAAGGAUCUUAUCUUUGACAUCAAGUGCUUCUGGUUGUGAAAGAAAUUGGAGUGGGUUUGAAGGGAUACACACUAAGAAGAGGAAGACUUACUACAGCCCGCCUCGAAAAGUUGGUCUAUAUUCAAUUCAACAACAGGCUGCUUAGUAAGAGAGAAAAGAUCAAGACAAAGAAGAUCACUGAUGUUCUCUUGUCUAGUGAUACAACUGAAGUUCAAGGUUUUCUCCAAGAGGGUGGAGAUGAUUGCGCAUUAGUUGUUUUUAGAGAUGAGGAAGAUGAGGAUGAAAUGGAAGGUAUAGGGAUACGUUGGGCUGUUAUUGGAGAGGCAGUGGGAGCAGAAGAGCAGCUUGAGCGGCGUAGAAGUGGUAGAGUGAGGGAGGCAAGGGAGCUCUAUGAAGGAGAAGAGUUUUCGUCCGAAGAGAAGAGUAUGAGUCUGAUGAGGAUGAGGAUGAGUGAGGGAGGCAAGGGAGCUCUUAUGAACUGCUGUUGUGUGCUAUGUUGUGUGCUAUGUGACUGUGUGAACCCUUGAGGGGUAUGAACUAUUUGCUUGUGCUUGUGUUUGUGUUGUAUGAACUGCUGUUGUAGUGCUGUGACGUCCUUUAUUUAUAAAUUGUGUUGUGCACU